AUGUUGGGGCGGGUUCCGACUGCAGUUAAACCUCCAGCUUCAGCAAAAUUGUCUCCGUCACAUGCCUUCAAAGCAGUGCGGAGUAGCCAGAGCUUGAGGAUCUCUGCUCAGCGUCUUUCUUCGUCCACCUUCUCGCGAACACCCGCUUUUACCACCGGUCGAGCUUUUACCAACUCCUAUCGGGCUUUCUCCACAACCUUAAGAAUGGGUGCAUCUACAAGAACGGAGACGGAUGCCUUCGGGCCUCUCGAGGUCGAGUCAGACAAGUACUGGGGUGCGCAAACACAGAGGUCGCUAGGAAACUUCAAGAUCAACCAGCCGCAGGAUCGCAUGCCUGAGGGUGUCGUCCGAGCCUUCGGUAUACUUAAAGGUGCCGCCGCAACGGUGAAUAUGCGAUAUGGACUGGAUCCCAAGAUUGGAGAGGCUAUCCAGAAAGCCGCUGCUGAAGUUGCAGACUUGAAGCUGGUUGAGCAUUUUCCUCUGGUGGUCUGGCAAACCGGCUCCGGCACACAAUCCAACAUGAAUGCAAACGAGGUCAUCUCCAACCGCGCCAUCGAGAUUCUAGGAGGCGAGAUGGGUAGCAAAAAACCUGUCCAUCCCAACGAUCACGUCAACAUGUCCGCCAGCUCCAACGACUCCUUCCCGACCGUCAUGCAUAUUGCAGCCGUUCUUGACUUCGAACAGAGGCUCAUUCCCGCACUCACAAACCUCCGAGAUGCCCUGCAGAAGAAGGUGGAAGCCUUUGACAAGAUCAUCAAGAUUGGCAGAACCCAUUUGCAGGACGCUACUCCAUUGACGUUGGGACAAGAAUUCAGCGGCUACGUUGCUCAACUCGACCGAAAUUUGGAAAGAAUACAAUAUACUCUCCCUCACCUAAGACAAUUGGCUCAGGGCGGAACAGCUGUUGGAACAGGUCUCAACACCUUCAAGGGAUUCGCCGAGGGUAUCGCGGAAGAGGUCACCAAACUGACCGGCACCGAGUUUAUCACCGCGCCCAACAAGUUCGAAGUACUGGCUGCUCACGACAGCAUCGUCGAGGCAUCUGGAACGCUGAACACGCUCGCCUGCAGUCUCUUCAAGAUCGCCAACGAUAUCAGAUAUCUAGGAUCCGGACCCCGUUGUGGUCUGGGUGAAUUGAUCCUGCCUGAAAACGAGCCUGGCAGCAGUAUCAUGCCUGGCAAGGUCAACCCUACCCAAUGCGAGGCUAUGACUAUGGUCGCCGCGCAAGUCAUGGGUAACCACGUCGCCGCGACAGUCGGAGGGCUGAGCGGUCAGUUCGAGCUGAACGUCUUCAAGCCUCUUCUUAUUCGAAACCUCCUGCACAGCUCCAGGAUCUUAUCCGACGCCAUGAACGGCUUUGUUGAGCAUCUGGUGGAAGGUCUCCAGGCCGACGAGAAGAGAAUUGGUACUCUUUUGCACGAAAGUCUUAUGCUUGUUACGUGCCUCAACCCAGUCAUCGGGUAUGACAUGGCCUCCAAGGUGGCAAAGAAUGCUCACAAGAAGGGUCUGACUCUGAAACAAUCGGCCAUGGAAUUGAAGGCUCUGUCAGAGGAAGACUUUGACAAAUACGUCCGACCUGAACUCAUGAUCGCACCAAAGGAGAAGAAGUAA
Molecule: messenger RNA, 1611 nt
Organism: Exophiala viscosa
Lineage: Eukaryota; Fungi; Ascomycota; Eurotiomycetes; Chaetothyriales; Herpotrichiellaceae
Product: fumarate hydratase, class II
Exons: 3
Coding region: 1-1611 (536 amino acids)
Biological process (GO): tricarboxylic acid cycle; fumarate metabolic process; malate metabolic process
Cellular component (GO): tricarboxylic acid cycle heteromeric enzyme complex; mitochondrion
Molecular function (GO): fumarate hydratase activity
Source: RefSeq, a predicted model, not a curated record